This is a messenger RNA of Monoraphidium neglectum, 1314 nucleotides long. RefSeq lists its product as uncharacterized. The record is from RefSeq and is a predicted model, not a curated record. Gene Ontology annotation, cellular component: mRNA cleavage factor complex; cytoplasm. The transcript has 6 exons. Gene Ontology annotation, biological process: termination of RNA polymerase II transcription. Lineage: Eukaryota; Viridiplantae; Chlorophyta; Chlorophyceae; Sphaeropleales; Selenastraceae. The coding region runs from base 1 to 1314 and encodes 437 amino acids. Gene Ontology annotation, molecular function: RNA polymerase II complex binding; mRNA binding.
AUGGCGAGCGAGUUUGUCGCGGAGUACAGGGACCUGCUCGCUCAGCUCAAGCGCAAUGAGAAGCGCGACAUCAACUGCCUCUCUAUGCUGGCGGAGGACAACAGGCAGCACGCUCCUGCCAUCGUUGACGCCAUCGAGCAGCACAUCCUGGUGGCGCCGGGCCCUGUCAAGCUGCCGGCCCUGUAUGUCCUAGACUCAAUCGUCAAGAACGUGAGGGAGCCCUACACAUCUCUUUUCUCGCAACGCCUGCCCGAGGUGUUUGGGUCAGUCUGGGACUCCACGCUGCCCGACAAGCGCGCCUCUCUGGGGCGCCUGUUUGCCACCUGGACUGGCGUCUUUGGCCCAGACGUCCUCGAGCGCGUCAAGGUUCACAUGGCUGCGCCCGGUGUGCCUCAGCUGCUGCCGCAGCAGCCGCAAGUGCUGCUGCAGCCGCAGCCAGUGCAGGUCUUCCAGGGCGGCUACACUGCCACUGGCACCGGGCCAGCGGUGGUGACACUGCCGCCAGGCGCGUAUGUCAGUGCCAUGCCGCAGCCCGUUGUGUCGCUGGCGCCGCAGCCUUUCGGCUCUGGCGGCGGCGCGCCGAUACAGGUGCAGUACCUGCCUCCUGCGCAGGAGACUCAUGAAGGCGUGAUUGCAGCCCUGGUGGAGGCCUCGGCCAAAACGCGCGGCGCUUUUCUUGACCUGGCGUUCUUACGCAAGCAGCGGCAGCGCAGCGGCGGAGCGUCCAGCCGGUCGUGGUAUGUCACUAUCGACCAUUGGCUGACAGGCACGGUGGCGGCGACAGAGGCUGCAGCUGCGUUUGGCGGCGAGGAGGAGGAGCCAGCGACCGAGGAGCUGCCUGCGUUGGAGCCGGAGGACCCCGCCCAGCCCUGCUGCGCCAUAAGUGGCGAGCCCUUUGACAAGGUUUACGACCAAGAAAAGGAGGGCUGGUUUUUCAAGGGGGCGCGCCGCCUCACUCCCGACGAGGCGGCGGCGCACGGCGUGCCAGGCGGCUCGAUCGUCAAGGUGUCCGCCCUGGCGGAGGCCACGCACGCGCCUGGAGACGCCGCGGGUGCCGAGCUGGAUGCGAGCGGCCUGGCGGCCGAAAUUGCGGCGGCAGCAGCGGGCGCGGGUGCACAGGGCGCACAGCAGGAGGGCGGGGCCGGCGGCGCACACGGCGGAGGAGGGGCGGCGCAGGCGGACGCCGCAGGAGGCGUGUGGCACGAUGACAAGAAGGCGGCGGCAGGGGCGGCAGAUAUCACACUGGGCGGCGUGAAGCGCGAGGCGGGCGCCGAAGAGGCGCCGGCAGACGCCAAGCGGCAUCGGGUGCAGUAG